AUGGAUGAAGAUAAACCUCCACCAACCUAUGAAGAGGCCAUUGGUUUGAAUAGUCCACCGUAUGGAAGUACAGGUAAUUCAUACCAGGCACCCAAUACCUCACAAAAUCAUUCUAGACCUCCAAUCCCUCCUCCGCAUCCACCCACAAUGCCAUCAAGGCCCCCAGAUCAACCACCUAGACCCAGCGAGAAUGAUAUAUAUACUGCUAAUCUAAGUCUACCCUGGAGGUAUAGAAAAGGUGUUUUUUGCAAGAGAUGUAAGAAUACAGGUUACAAGCCUGAUGGAAAAUACUGUACCAAUUGUUGGGAACAAUACUAUUUAAGAAAGAAUGCUUAUAAUCCCAAUCCAAAUUUACAUUGGAAAUACCCCAAGAGCUACUAUUGUUCGAAAUGUAACAAUACCGGUACCAAGACAAAGAAUGGUAGGAGCUGUAAGGAUUGUUAUGAAAGAUUCGCCCCUCGUAAUGGAGUACGAGUAUCUUCAUCGACAUCUUAUGAUUUGUUCGGGUCCACUACAACCACGAAUUUUUUCACUCCUGGUCCAUCAUCAGCCAAUUAUUCAGGCCCUAUACCAAAUCAAUUUUUCAACCAGUUUCCUGGCGGACCACCACCUGGCCAAUUCCAAUCUCCACCUCCACCUCCAAUCCGAGUACGACCUGGGGAUCCUCGUUUAGGUGGAGCUUUGUGUGGCCGUUGUAGAGGCUCUGGUGUUGUUCAUUUUUUGUUGGACGAAGACCUUUGUCCCGUCUGUAGUGGUGUUGGUAGGUUAUUCCGUUAG
Molecule: messenger RNA, 777 nt
Organism: Yamadazyma jaroonii
Lineage: Eukaryota; Fungi; Ascomycota; Pichiomycetes; Serinales; Debaryomycetaceae
Source: the annotation of a GenBank genome assembly